AUGAUUAUUAACCCGUCCCCAUCUCCCAGUUACUCAAUUAGGAUGGAUAAGAAAUUAAUGAAGCGAGUUGCAGCAAAGACUAAUAAGAAGGUCGACCUGCUUUGGCAUCCUUUUUCAAUUCCUUUCAACGCUGACAAAAAUAACACCGACUUCAGUUCUAGCAACGGUAAUAAUAGCUCCACUAUCAGUAAUCAAUACCCUACUACUGCUGCUACAACUGGGUUCAGGAACCAAUUUACAGACAAUGCACGCCGGCUUCUUUUGGGCAUCAAGAUUAACACCAAUAACCAGAAUGACACGGAUGGCGAUGAUAAUGAUGAUGACAGUGACGAUGAUGAAGCGCGUGUGAUUCAGGCAAGACGUGAUGCAUUAGCUGCUCUCGAUCCAAAAAAUAAGAACGCAAAAACUGCAGAGUUCAAGUCCUUUAAGGUCAUGUCUUCCUCUUCAUAUAUUCAGAGCAACGCGUUGAGUUCUGCUGCGAUCAACAGGACAAAUACCUUGACCGCGAAACAGCAAGAGCAACAGCAGCGGCGCCAGCCGCUGAAGUCUGAAGAAAGCAUAGAGCAGUGUCAACCAUCUAUAAGCGAUAGUGAACAACCACCUUUGGCUUCGUUUUUGCCUCAUAGUAAUAUCAACUUUGAGCCAUAUUGUCCUUUGGCUAUUUCUCCCUCCUCGCCAUCAUCUGUCCGAUCCUCUUUCUCACAUCAAGCUCGAAGCAUUGCUUAUAAUAGUGAUGGCACACUGUCUACACCAAAUACCAGAGCCAGCCAGAACCCACGUGGAAGGGACCUCGUGCCAGAAAUUCCUAUCACAUUUGCAACGCCAUCACCUCAUUUAGCGAGCAGCCAUCAACAUACACCAUCCAAUGCAGCCCUCUGCAGCUCAAUCUCCCCAAGUUUUAUUGCGGUGUCGUCAUUAUUAAAUAGAACCACCACUGAAGAUGAUCAGGAUGUUGGUACGGAUGACUGUGGUCUAUCAUCAGCUGGUACAACGAAGGCUAGUGGCACCUGUCAAUCUACUCGAACCUACAGAGAUCAAUCUCAUCGGGUCGGGCCGCUAUUCAAUCAAAGCAAUGACCAACAAGGGAGAAGUGUCAACGAAAUAAAGCAGGGUGGAGAGCUUGAAGACUAUAUUAGCGCUCAAGUCCAGGAAAAAACGGGAAUAACAAACUCGAUUACCCCCGUCUGGCCUUUGAAUCGAAAUACUUUCGGUACUACUCAAAAACAGCAUGGCCAACGAGGCCAACGAGAUCAAAAUCAAGAAGCACAGACCUAUCAUAAAAGGGAUAUCAGCAUGAAUGGCUUGGAUCGGUGGGGUGCUGCUAGUGACAUACCAAUGCAUGACUCGCCCAUAUCUCUUCAAAACAAGCGCAACUCCUCUGGGCUAGGGGUACCUGAAAGUCAGCCAUUAAAGAGCGUGGUCAGUAGAAAGAAGCGCAGUAGAGAUGGAGCAAGCGAGAGUGUGGAUGCCGAAGACUGGACGGUACACUCACGCACGGUGGCUAUUCAUGACACGGUUGAAACUAUCCCAGUUUCGAGCAAGUCUUUGAAACUGAUUCCAUUGGAUGAAGAAUACGCUACUAUCUCAUUGACAUCUCCUCAAGUCCAGAAGUGCAAAUUUGCAGCCGAUUCGAGAGACAUUCGUCUCUCCCGUGGCAGACCAUUGGACGUAUCGCUCGGAAAGUUAAAAAAAGGCGUAUCAUCGAUUAUUUCUGGCAACAAUGCCCUUGAAUAUAACAGCAGUCAUUAUGCUACUGAAGAUGAGGACAUUCAGCAAACGGUUGAUGAUGGCUUAAUUAAAGAUCCUUUUAUUGAGUAUAGCGACCGUUCUAGCUCUGCAACAUUUGGGUGCCAUAAACCGCCAGCAUCGCUUCCCCCAGAUUUACAUGAAGCAGUCCUGCCUCCAUUCUCAUCAUUCCGAGAGCUCAUCUCGUCUACUACGAGCAUAUUUGUAGCGAGACUCAACCCGUUAUCAUCUUUGUCAAAAUACAACGGUGAUGUUUCUCCACCUAUGCUUUCACCUUUAGCACCUACAUUUCUCCGUCGAUCUCGCGCCAUCGUGUUCAGUGAACAUUUGGGGCUCCAAGGCAACAGCGAUUACGCUAGAGAUAGAUAUAUUGGUACAAGGCGCAAGAACACACCAGCCAUGUUUCCUACGAUUGUGAUUCCUCAGCAUACGCCGGCUGAAUUGAGUGCACUAUCCGCAACCACAGUACUUUGUACUCCAAGCUCUGAGUCGCCGUCCAUGACAAUGACCCAUGAUCAGUAUUUGUCCUAUAUUACGCCCUAUAGAGAAGAUUCACCAGCAAAUGACAAAGAGCUAUCAGUUUAUUGCCUUGGCUCAUCAGAGAAUCAUUAUAAUGGUUCAAAUGCAUCCCUACAACGAAUGUUUGUACAACAGCAGCAACAGCAACAAUGUCAUUUGGAAGGAUUGUUGAAUACCCCUCAAUCUACUUUUAUUAGGACCAGAAAUUGUCCCAGCCCGCUUGCACUUGCAGCCAUGUCUGCUGUAGAGCGUCCACUCAGUCGAUCAAGUAUAGGGAUGGCUUCAGGCUUCAACGCGGAUUAUCUGAUGAGGUCACCAUCCAACGAUGAGUGUAUUGGCCAGCUUAAGCGUAAACAGGAGCAAUCCUGCUAUGACAAUGCUUUUAUAGAUGCCAGGAACAAAAACUGGUGCGACAAGGAUUUGGGCCCGUCAUCAAAGUCAUUGUCUUCGCUCGCUACUAAAGUUGGGCAUCGAUCGGAAGAUUUAAUAAAAAAUCAAGAUGGAGGUGUCAGGGCAAUUGAUAUGGACAAAUUAGAAAGGGUACACCAUCAUAAUCAAGGAGGCUGGAAUGACUGUAGCUUUGGAUACGGACCUGGUUAUGCUCUUGAUUCGCUUAAUCAGGAAGAAAAGUUCAGAGUAAACUGUGAAGAAUCAAAGUUAGCGCCAGGGCAGCAGAAACAACGUAUCUCUGAUCCUAAUGACCUCUCGUCAUUCACACCUCGAAGAUUUCUCGGCUUUGGCUUCAUGAAAGGAGUCAAUAGAGGCGGCAAUGGUCGUAACAGCAAAGAAAAAGUUAAAAACAUUGGUGAAGAGGUGUCUCUGGACUAUGGUCAUUAUAGUUGUAGUGAUGAUGAUGGGAAUGGCGAUCGACAGCAUAGCAGACAACCAUCUGAGCACCUCGAGACUUGUGACAAAAUGAUACCUCUGCCCAAGUCAUCAAGGUUUAAUGGUAUUUGCUUAUGCCAUAAGUUUAUGAAUGUCACCAACAUGAUUUUCAUUUUAUCUGGAUUGGUUCUGUUAGUCUUGGGUUAUCCAAUCGCAACCAGCUUAAAGAAGGCAAAAUUGGUAGGAGAAGAAGCUGCUAAAACAACAACCUCGUCGGCGUCAUCCAUCAUAGCAGCAACAAUAACCCCUACUACGAGCACAACAAUACUGGUCAAGCUUCCAAUGGCAAAAAGUAUAGUACCAACCAUUCCAAUAUCCGGGCAUACAUUUCUAUCUUUGGGAAAGGAUAUACAAGGCGAUAUGAACUUGAGAGCGAUUGUGCCCAAGGGUAUAGUUAAAGUUGCACCCACGGCCAUGGCAGGACGGCACGUGAAGCCUUUCUGA
Lobosporangium transversale is the source of this 3594-nucleotide messenger RNA. RefSeq lists its product as hypothetical. Bases 1 to 3594 code for a protein of 1197 amino acids. The transcript has a single exon. The record is from RefSeq and is a predicted model, not a curated record. NCBI's taxonomy places the organism in Eukaryota, Fungi, Mortierellomycota, Mortierellomycetes, Mortierellales, Mortierellaceae.